Messenger RNA from Phodopus roborovskii (desert hamster), 1035 nucleotides. Its product is annotated as olfactory receptor 10. Gene Ontology annotation, cellular component: membrane. Gene Ontology annotation, molecular function: G protein-coupled receptor activity; olfactory receptor activity. Gene Ontology annotation, biological process: G protein-coupled receptor signaling pathway. The transcript has 2 exons. Bases 1 to 1035 code for a protein of 344 amino acids. Lineage: Eukaryota; Metazoa; Chordata; Mammalia; Rodentia; Cricetidae. The record is from RefSeq and is a predicted model, not a curated record.
AUGGACGGUUUCAAUGACAGUUUAGGAGAGAGCUUCAUUUUGGUGGGCUUCUCAGACUGGCCUCAGCUGGAACUCAUUCUGUUUAUCUUUAUUUCAAUUUUCUACUCCUUAACUCUCUUUGGCAACACCGCCAUCAUUGCUCUGUCCCGAAUGGACCUUCGAUUACACACACCCAUGUACUUCUUCCUCUCCCAUCUCUCCUUCCUGGACCUCUGCUACACCACCAGCACUGUGCCCCAGCUCCUGAUCAACCUUCAUGGACUUGACAGAACCAUCAGCUAUGGCGGGUGUGUGGCCCAGCUGCUCAUAUCUCUUGCUCUGGGCUCCACUGAGUGUGUGCUCCUGGUGGUGAUGGCCUUUGACCGCUAUGCUGCUGUGUGUCAUUCCCUGCACUACACAACCAUCAUGCACCCCCUUCUCUGCCAGGUAUUGGCUAUUGCUUCAUGGGUGGGAGGCUUCUUGAACUCUCUGAUUCAGACAGGCCUCAUGAUGGCCAUGCCGCUCUGUGGACACCAACUGAAUCACUUCUUCUGUGAGAUGCCUGUUCUCCUGAAGUUGGCCUGUGAGGACACAGGAGGAACAGAGGCCAAGAUGUUUGUGGCCAGAGCUAUAAUUUUGGUUUUCCCUGCAGCACUAAUUCUUGGCUCCUAUGCACAGAUUGCCAGGGCAGUGCUGAAAAUCAAGUCAAAUACUGGACGCAGAAAAGCUUUUGGGACAUGCGGGUCCCACCUCGUGGUGGUUUCUCUGUUUUAUGGCUCAGCCAUCUACACAUACUUACAGCCCAAGGGCAGCUAUUCUGAGAGUGAGGGGAAGUUUGUUGCCCUUUUCUAUACUAUCGUCACCCCCAUGCUCAACCCUCUGAUUUAUACCCUGAGGAACAAGGAUGUGAAGGGGGCUCUGUGGAGGGUAUUAGGGAGAGGCACAAACUCAGGUCUGCUGUUCCUGGAAUCCAACCUAACUGCAGGAAUAGAAGAAGGACUCUCUGUACCUUCAGCCUGUGCCACCUCGGCAGAGUCAAGAGUCAACAAGAGAUAG